Messenger RNA from Pseudovirgaria hyperparasitica, 2903 nucleotides. RefSeq lists its product as uncharacterized. The transcript has 2 exons. The record is from RefSeq and is a predicted model, not a curated record. The coding region runs from base 446 to 2767 and encodes 773 amino acids. NCBI's taxonomy places the organism in Eukaryota, Fungi, Ascomycota, Dothideomycetes, Acrospermales, Acrospermaceae. Gene Ontology annotation, molecular function: nucleic acid binding.
UCCUAACUUAAACGUCAACAGCCAUCUGAGCUACAAGGGUUAAAAAGCUUGAACGCCACUUGCACUUCAAUGACCACAACCAACUGACCUCGCUGUUUUCUCAAACACCGUGUCUCCUCGCUUCACAACAGCCACUUGGUCUUCUACUUUGGCUCGGUUUUGUUGCAGUUCAUCUAUUUCGCGGGCAUGGUUCGUGGCGGACAAAGAGGCCGUGGCGGACAAAGAGGCCGUGGCGGACAAAGAGGCCGUGGCGGCGGAAGGUCGUUCAGUCGUGGUAGAGCUACACCACGUAAGUACCGAUGGAAAAUAUUUGUAACUGUGAAUUCAUCGUGACCCAGGAAACCCUCACUCGUUCUCGUUGCACGAUGAGGUAUCGAACACUGAAAGGCAACAACACUACUGGUCUCAGGACACAAAAUUACGACAUCGGACUGUUCCCUUUGUAAUGGCCGGUGUGUUGGACGAAGCUGCAAACACGCAAGACGAAAAGGCUGCCAACACGAAGGAGAAUGAAGGUCCCAAUAUUUCUUUGUGUACUGAUCCAGCCAAUGUGUCUGGCCCAAGCGGAUCAAUGUCUCAGCUGAGUAUCUCACCUCCCGAGAAACCAGUAAGACUACGGCACCCUUUGCAUUCUCGAACAUCGCCAUUAGUCAUCCGCCACUCUGCGUCUUCGCUCGCGCCUGUGGUUUCUGCUUCAGCUGCUGAUGCAUCGACUGCUUCCCAUGGCUCGUCGCGCCAGGAAGUCAUCGAGGAGAGGUGCAUUGCCAAUAAUAUAGCUUUACAAAGUCGAGAUGACACCAUGGACACUAUCCUUUCGCGUAGUCCGACGCCAGCAGCAUCGGACUCGAGUGAAGACAUCGUCGUGUUCAAGGGACGGGGUCACACAUCAGUCUCAGCACCUCUUCCACCACGACAAAAAACCGUGCCCACGUCUGGAGACAUGGUACAGUAUUCGAAAUAUGAUGAGAACAAGUGCGUGUCUAUUGACAGAGCCUUCAAUGUCCGAGAGGGAGAUACCCAAUCAUGGGAUGUCGGGUCAACACCCUGGGAACAUAGGAGCACACCUGGUGUUGGCUGGGCGAAUGACUACAUCUUUGCAGAGAAACAGCGAAAGACAAAGCGGUCUGCUAGGAGGGAAGAUAUUCGAAGACUCGAGCAGACCCGUGUCCUAGCGGAAUAUAAGGCUCAGCAGGACGCAGUUCGAGAUUACAUUGAGAAUAUACAAGCCCAUGAUGAUGAUUCGGAUGACACUCCGAUGGUGACGAAGUCCGUUCAACCCAGUGACACAAAGACUGUCAACUUUUCUGCAGGUAAUCAUGAAUCUACAGCCCUGGAUGGUUGGAAUGAGACGACAAUACGCGAUCUGGAUGAUAUAAGUACGUCUUCAGAUGUUAGUGGGGAUGUGGUACGGAUUUUGAACAAGCGUAUUCGGCCUAGUGGUGUGCAGUAUCUCGUGGUCUAUGAAGAAUCUGGGGUCGAUGAUGCCUGUUGGUUACACUCUUCGCAUCUGAACCGGCCCGCUGAAAUUGUUCUGGUCAGAACGUAUGAGCAGGAGCAUGAUGAAACGCUCGCACGGCAGCUCGUCUCGGAAAGUACUGAUAGCGAUACUCAGGGAAGACAGUCUGAAUAUGAGGCUGCAGGCUCUGACGAUGACGUCGAUGGCUCGGUCGACUUGGACUUGGAUGACCUAGAGUAUGAGGAUACAUCUACAGGGCGCCACAUUGAGAGCCUGUCGGAUGAAGGUCUUGCCAGGAUCCUAUCGGUGCAGCAAUCGCUCGGACUUGAUACCGACGAAAUCGUGCUUUUCGACGAUGUCUUCGGUAGCAGGGCCAUUUCUGACCAUACAUCCAAAAGCAACGUAAUCCUUGCCAACAAAGCUUCUAGUGGUAGAAGCAAUAAAAGACGGCAGAGAGUUGGCUUCUUUCCAGAUGCAUCUCUGAUGGCAGACAUGCUUGAUGAGGAUCCAUACAACGCAUUUGACGUCAUGGACUUCGAGAGACCUAGUCUGAAGCCGAAGAAAAAGGGUCGCCGUAGCGACCCUGCCUUAGAUUUAUCAGACGAGGAACUGGCAGCUCAAAUCCAGGCAUCUUGGGAGGAUGAUAGGAAGAAGAAGAGUCUGAAGAGGAUCGAACGACAGCAGAUGCAUAAAGAAGGUCUCAUUGGAAAAAAGAAGAACAAGUUCAAGAUAGAGCAGAGUCGAUCGGAAGAGCCCCCUUCGUGGAGUGAACUGAAGACCGCCAUCGAAAAAUUCCUCUGUUCCUCUGAGUCGUUCUAUACCUUUCCAGCGACGCUGUCGAAGACGGAGCGUAUCUUCGUCCAUAGCGCUAGCCAGAUGUUCGAAUUGGAAUCUACGUCGAGAGGCAGUGAACGGGCUGGGAAUCGCCAGUUGACCGUCACCAAAAACUCUUGGACCAUUGAUGCCAAUCACGAUGAGUACUCACGGAAGCUUAGUCAAGUGCAACGGAAAUUUUUUCAUUCGGACAUGAGACCACGUCUAGAGGGUUUGGGUCGUAGUGUGAAGCGUGGUAUGCGAGCUUUUAAAGACCCAGUUGGGAAGCACAAGGACCAGCUCGUACAUGGGGCUACGUACUCGACCGGGGAGAUCGUGGGCUCGAAAGCACCCGAGAUUGGACAAGACAAUAGAGGUCGAGCUAUGUUGGAGAAGAUGGGGUGGACAAAGGGGGAUGCCUUGGGUGCUUAUGACAACAAGGGAUCGACUGAUCCUAUCGCACAUCGUUUCAAGGCUGGUCGAGCUGGUUUGAGAUAGACUCUUUGGCAUGUUGAAACUAAUUAGACAUACAACCAGCUUUCUUGGUCAUAAUCUUGUCGAUUAUAGGUCCCUGUAAUAUACCAAAUCAAAGUCUUGGUUUACACAAUAAUUAAUCCAAUUUUUUACUUAUAGA